AUUAAAUAAUUAAAUAAAUACAGCAGUAACCAGAUUCAGAAGAAUCGGAAGUGGAGUGAGAGAGAGGAAAAGGGAAAGUGACGAAGAGGAAUCGGGAGGAAUAAGAUGCCGAGUAGCAGAUUUUCUGGAACAGUCUCUACUCCGAAGGUAGACGUGAUGGUGGAUAUGGGCAAUCCAUUUCUCAAUCUCACCGUCGAUGGCUUUUUGAAGAUCGGAAGUGUUGCCGUGGCCAAAACAGCUGUAGAGGAAACCUAUCACGUCGUCAAAAAAGGGAGUAUUUCAAGUCACAGUUUUGAGAAUUCGCUAAAGAAAAUGUGUAAAGAAGGGGCCUAUUGGGGAACAGUUGCUGGGGUAUAUGUCGGAAUGGAGUAUGGAAUGGAGAGGGUCCGUGGCACCAGGGAUUGGAAGAAUGCAAUGCUUGGGGGUGCAUUGACGGGGGCUCUGGUUUCUGCAGCCAGCAGCAAGAACAGAGACCAAAUUGUAAAGGAUGCAAUCACCGGAGGUGCGGUUGCGACUGCUGCAGAGUUCCUAAACUAUAUCACCUGAACAAGGAGAUCUUUAUAUUCUCUCAACAUCUUUGCGAAUCAUGGUGAAAUAUCUAAUGUGUUUCUUUUGUCAUUUUCUUCUAAUUUGUUUGGUUGUAGUAGGAAAUAACAACAGCCCUGUGAGUCGUAACGAUCAUGUAAAAUGACUUUAAACCAUGUAUUAGCCAGCUUUCCAUUUCUAA
Cornus florida is the source of this 727-nucleotide messenger RNA. Its product is annotated as outer envelope pore protein 16, chloroplastic-like. Lineage: Eukaryota; Viridiplantae; Streptophyta; Magnoliopsida; Cornales; Cornaceae. The transcript has 6 exons. The coding region runs from base 106 to 546 and encodes 146 amino acids. Gene Ontology annotation, cellular component: chloroplast outer membrane. The record is from RefSeq and is a predicted model, not a curated record. Gene Ontology annotation, molecular function: amino acid transmembrane transporter activity. Gene Ontology annotation, biological process: protein import into chloroplast stroma.